Messenger RNA from Lepidothrix coronata (blue-crowned manakin), 1978 nucleotides. RefSeq lists its product as uncharacterized. Gene Ontology annotation, biological process: skeletal muscle fiber development; carbohydrate metabolic process. The coding region runs from base 24 to 545 and encodes 173 amino acids. The transcript is spliced from 2 exons. Lineage: Eukaryota; Metazoa; Chordata; Aves; Passeriformes; Pipridae. Gene Ontology annotation, molecular function: hydrolase activity, hydrolyzing O-glycosyl compounds. The record is from RefSeq and is a predicted model, not a curated record.
UCCCCACGGUGCUCACCAUCAGCAUGCUGGGGUACCCCUUCAUAUCUGCCGACAUGAUCGGAGGGAAUUUUUUCCCCAAUAAGACAAAUGGGGCAGUGGAGAUCCCCGACCGGGAGCUGUACGUGCGGUGGCUGGAGCUGUCGGCCUUCAUGCCCUCCAUGCAGUUCUCCAUCCCGCCCUGGCUCUACGACAAGGAGGUGGUGGAGAUCGCUCAGAAGUUCACGGAGCUCCACGAGUCGCUGGUGGCCCCGCUGCUGCUGGAGCUGGCCGGGGAGGUCACCGACACGGGCGACCCCAUCAUCCGUCCCAUCUGGUGGAUCUCGCCCCGCGACGAGGCCACUCACAGGAUCGACUCCCAGUUCCUCAUUGGGGACACCCUCAUGGUGGCACCUGUCCUGGAGAUGGGCAAGCAGGAGCGGGAUGUCUACCUGCCGGCGGGCAAGUGGCGCAGCUACAAGGGGGAGCUGUUUGAGAAGACCCCAGUGCUGCUCACUGACUAUCCCGUUGACCUGGACGAAGUUGCCUAUUUCCUCUGGGUGUCCUAACAUGGUCCUCAUCUGUGUGCAAUGGACUCAGUGAUUAAUUAACCAACAGAUUUAGUGACCUGUGAAUUGGUAUAGUUUUUUACAUAGAAACACUUCAUUAUGAAAUUUGAAGAAAACACUGAGACUUCUGUUUUUUUAUGGAGCAAGUGGUGCUCCAUAACUAAUUAAUAUAUAUUGGAUGAGUGUCUUUGUUAUUGCAGUGUGACAAGUGCAAUGUAUAGAAACACAGUCUCUGCUCAUAAUCUUUUCCCACCAAGAAAUGCCAUGCACGCUUCUUGUUUAUAAAGGAAAUUACAUGGACUCCUUUGUUACCCAGUUGCACAGCUGAUCCCCUGAGUUAUUUAAAAUUUCAUGUGCUUAGUGAAGGAGGCAGCUGCAGCAAAUUACUUUUUUUUUUACAAAAAGCAGUCUGUGGUUAUCCUGAAGAGGAAGGCACCCAAACUGCAGCCUGCACAACAGAUGGGAACUGAUGCAGGCGUGAAGAGGAGUUUACACUUCCCAUGGCCAUCUGAGUAAGGAGAAGAAAGCUGCAGCACUUGCUGUAUGCUGUGGCAACUGUUUUCCCCCUUUCAUAAAUUAUUGAGAAUCAUGUCCAUGGUGUGGAUUCAGGCUUUCUUCUAUUCCAGCAUAGUAGUUUCCAAGGAACGCAUCUCCCCCGAGGUUGAGAAAGUGUUUCUGAAUGCUACUCUGUUGCUGCUUUGAAGCCCCAAGGAGUCCCUGACAUAUGAGCUUGGGGGAACCAGAGGGUCCUGGAGGGGCCCAGCAAGAUUCCUCUGGCUGUUGUUGCUGCACCAAAAAAAAAAAGCUUUCUGCAAAGCUGAUGCCCUCGAUGCUGAGGAGAGGUGGGAGAGCCAGACUCCAGCCCCCUCAUAUGGCACCUCUGCCUGUGUAAUCAGUGUGUUCUGUAUGCACACACAGCUCUGCCACCCACCUGCAUCACAGACUGGGUGGAAAAAAUAGGCAUCACUUUCUGCAAACUCUGGAGAUAACAUGAGAUGCGUGGUACCAUGGCUGCAAAAAUGCCUCCCCCAUCCCUUUCCAAUCUUUACACCAGUGCUUUUCCCUGCUGCCCACCCAAGCCACAGGGAACCAUGGGGGAUGGGUGCUGGAAGCAUCCUGUGAGCAGGUGGCACCGCAGCCACCUCUCGACACCCUCCUGCAGCACCAGGGCUGUGUGCUGACAGAGGAACAUCUUGUUUGCCUUGCUAAGCUUCAGUCCUGAUUGGUUUAUUGCACUCCCAGUGCUGAGCAAGAGCUCUUUGCUGGAGGUGCUGGUGGCAUGGGACUCUGCCCCAGCACACAGCUCACCCCAGUCUGCUUAUUUUUUGGCAGGGGCAGUUUAUUGCCCUUAAUCUUUGAUGAUCACUGAGAUAAAAACCACCUAGCCCUCCUGGCAACAUAAUAAAAGAAAUAAAAAUCUCUGGUUUUCUCUA